Molecule: messenger RNA, 1809 nt
Organism: Verticillium nonalfalfae
Lineage: Eukaryota; Fungi; Ascomycota; Sordariomycetes; Glomerellales; Plectosphaerellaceae
Exons: 3
Coding region: 1-1809 (602 amino acids)
Biological process (GO): carotene catabolic process
Molecular function (GO): carotenoid dioxygenase activity
Source: RefSeq, a predicted model, not a curated record
AUGUUCCCUUUGUAUCAUUUUCAAGUCGAAGAAGUAGUCAUCCAUCUUGCUGGCGGGCAGUACGUCCGUAACGGCGGCAACCCCCUCGCCAACAAUGACCCAGAGCGCACAGCACACUGGUUCGACGGCGACGGCAUGUUGUCAGGCGUUCUAUUUCGGUCUUCCACUGACGGCUCUAUCGUUCCGGAGUUUGUCAAUCAAUACCUUGAGACCGAUGUGUUCAGGUAUACGAAGCGCAAUAAACAUCUGACGAGACCUGUACUGCCUAGUAUCGCCUCGUUAGUGAACCCAGCAUCAUCUUUCCUGUACAUCAUGUUCGAAAUUUUGCGAGCCGUGCUCCUUGUCGUUCUCUCCAAGUUUCAGAGCGCAGGUGCCACGAUUAAGAAGAUCAGUGUUGCCAACACAAGCGUCAUUUUCCAUGACGGUCGUGCCUUGGCCACAUGUGAGAGCGGUCCGCCCUUACGCUUCACGCUGCCUUCCCUUGAAACAGUUGGGUGGUUCGAUGGAGACAAAGCAGAGAAUGAGAUCCCUACAGCAAGCUCUGAAGGCACAUUCGGAGGACAUGGGCCCCUGUCGUGGAUGCGAGAAUGGACAACGGCCCACCCGCGAGUCGACCCCCUAACAAACGAGCUGAUAUCCUACCACUCGACCUUCGUUGCCCCCUAUGUUCGCUACUCUGUCAUACAACCACGGCACACCAAGUCCCUCGAAGCCAGAAGAGCGAAGCCCUCUCUCGUCAACAAACCCAUCCCCGGGAUCUCGUCCCCCAAGAUGAUGCACGACUUUGGCGUGUCGCUCGCGCACACCGUCAUCCUGGACCUGCCCCUAUCUCUCGAUCCCAUGAACCUCCUGCAUGGCAACCCAAGUGUCUCCUACGACUCGACAGCCCGCUCUCGCUUCGGCGUCUUCCCCCGUCACAACCCCGAUCCCAUCAAAUGGUUCGAGACGAACCCCUGCAUCAUCUUCCACACCGCAAACUGUUGGGAGGAGCCCGCGACCCUCCAGCGCGACGCAGCCCUCCACCUCCUCGCCUGCCGCCUCACCUCCCCCUCGAUGAUCUUCAGCGCCGGAAACCUCCCAACGCCAGCCGUCCGCCCCGUGCCUCCGGAGUACGCCGAGGAAGAGCAGUGCCGGCUCUACUACUUCUCCUUCCCCCUCGGCAACGACAACAAUGACGCAGCCAUCCAGCACCAGUGGGCCCUGUCAGCGAUCGCCUUCGAGUUCCCCACCGUCGCCCCGGCCGCCGCCAUGCGCGACGCGCGCUACGUCUACGGCUGCACGACGGGCCGGGACACCUACGCGGCGCCCCUGGGCAAGGCCGCCAAGAUCGACCACCUGGCCAAGAUGGACGUCGCGACGCUCAUCGCGCGUGGGGAGGCGGAUCCGCCGCGCGAGGUUACGGGAUGCGUUGACGCGAGGACGGUCAGGGAGAUCAUGGCGCACGACGACCCGCGCGAUCCGAUCCGGCUCUUCGGGAUGCCGGAGGGGUGGUUCGCGCAGGAGCCGCGAUUUGUGCCGAGGGACGGGGCCAGGAGCGAGGAUGACGGGUUCUUGUUGACGUAUGUGUUUGACGAGGCGCAGUUGGACGAGACGGGUGCAUGUAGGCCUGGUGCCGUGAGUGAGCUGUGGGUCAUUGAUGCAAAGGGCAUGCGGGAUGUUGUUGCGAGGGUGAAACUGCCACAGAGGGUGCCGUAUGGGUUGCAUGGGAAUUGGUUCGACGAAGAGGACAUCAGUGGACAGAUUCCGUAUGAAAAGUUAACCUUGGGAAGCGAAGAGGUGAUCACGUUGCCAAGGGACAAGCUGGUGUGA